AUGGUAGGCCGCCCAGAAAUGGCGGCUGCUACCAUGGCUAAGAAGCCCCAGAUCUGCGGCCCACCGAUGUACAUUGCACCAGAGGCUUUUCAAGGAAAAUAUAAUGAGUUAGUUGACAUAUAUUCUUUAGGGAUAUGCGUGCUAGAGAUGGUCACUCGGGAAGAUGACUUUUACAGCGAAUACAGCAAGACAGAGGAGGUUCUCGAAAAGGUUAAGGCAGGUAUAAAGCCUGUUGCGCUAAGAAAUGUGACAGACCCACAGGUUAAAGAAUUCAUUGACAAGUGUUUGGCUCCUGCAGAUAAGAGACCCUCGGCAAAUGACCUCUUGAAUGACCCGUUUCUUACAACGAGUGUUUCUGGCACAUCAACAACACGUACUAAUUCGAGUCUAACAGAAUCUGAGGGUUUGCUGAUUUCUAGAUUACUACAGUUUGUCAAGGAAAUGGACAGUGGGAAUAGGAAAUUUAAGUUACAAGGAAGAAUCAAGGACAAUGCUAUGAUACAAAUGAAAUUGAGUAUUACAGAUAAUGCUAUGAUCGCAAAUUUUGAUUUGGAGUUGUCACCUGAAAUAGUUACAGCUCGUCAGUUUGUCAUGGAGAAUAUUGCUACACAAAUUCAUUUGUCACGUGUUUUGCUCCAAGAACUUGACAAAUAA
Messenger RNA from Spinacia oleracea (spinach), 654 nucleotides. RefSeq names its product serine/threonine-protein kinase WNK8-like. The transcript is spliced from 2 exons. The coding region runs from base 1 to 654 and encodes 217 amino acids. The record is from RefSeq and is a predicted model, not a curated record. Gene Ontology annotation, molecular function: protein kinase activity; ATP binding. Lineage: Eukaryota; Viridiplantae; Streptophyta; Magnoliopsida; Caryophyllales; Amaranthaceae. Gene Ontology annotation, biological process: protein phosphorylation.